AAAUUACCAACAAAUUAAAUUAUUGGUCGUAAAAACUUUACGCUUUCAAUUCGCGUUCAAUCACCACCAUUUUAUAAUCAACGAUAAAAAAGAAUUGGCAAAAAAUGGAAUCAUUAAUACCGAUUAUAAACAAACUACAAGAUGUAUUUAAUACGAUCGGUGCUGAAAGUAUUCAGUUACCACAGAUUGUUGUUGUCGGUACACAAUCAUCUGGAAAAUCAUCGGUAUUGGAAUCGAUUGUUGGACGUGAUUUUUUACCACGUGGAGCUGGAAUCGUCACUCGUCGUCCAUUGAUAUUGCAAUUACAGUAUGUUGACAAGGAUGAUAAAUCGAUGCGAGAUGUAUCCGAAGGAACGAUGAAUUUGGAUGAAUGGGCCAAAUUUUUACACACGAAAAACAAAGUCUAUUCCGAUUUUGAAGAUGUACGUCGAGAGAUAGAAGCCGAAACUGAACGAAUAACUGGAAAUAAUAAGGGCAUCUCUCCAGAACCAAUUAAUCUCAAAAUUUACUCUUAUCGAGUCGUUAAUUUGACUUUGGUUGAUUUGCCCGGCAUAACCAAAAUUCCAGUUGGUGAUCAACCAUUGGAUAUUGAACAACAAACACGUGAAAUGAUUUUAUCUUACAUAUCUAAUCCGAAUUCAAUAAUAUUGGCUGUAACACCAGCGAAUACAGAUUUUGCUACAUCGGAAGCGUUGAAAAUUGCUCGUGAAGUUGAUAAAGAUGGACGACGUACGCUUUCGGUAGUGACUAAAUUAGAUCUUAUGGAUGCUGGUACAGAUGCGAUUGAUGUUCUUUGUGGCCGUAUAAUUCCUGUAAAAUUAGGCAUCAUUGGUUGUGUGUGUCGAUCACAGCAAGACAUAAUUAAUAAGAAAUCUAUUGAAGAUGCAUUAAAAGAUGAAGCCAUUUUUUUGCAAAGAAAAUAUCCUUCAUUGGCCAACCGCAACGGAACGGCUUAUUUAGCUAAAACAUUGAAUAGACUUUUGAUGCAUCAUAUUCGCGACUGUUUACCCGAAUUGAAAACUCGUGUUAACAUGCUCAUUUCACAAUUUCAAUCGGUUAUGAAUUCCUAUGGAAUGGCUAUUGAUGAUAAAGGUCAAACUUUACUGCAAAUAAUAACCAAAUUUGCAUCUUCAUAUUGUUCUACAAUCGAAGGUACUGCUAAUAAUAUUGAGACAGCCGAACUUUGUGGUGGUGCUCGUAUCUGUUAUAUUUUUCAUGAGACAUUCAGUCGUACUUUAGAUUCUAUACAUCCUUUAUCUGGUCUAACUACUAUCGACAUUUUGACAGCCAUUCGAAAUGCUACUGGUACUCGCCCAGCUUUGUUUAUACCCGAAGUAUCAUUCGAAUUGUUGGUCAAGCGACAGAUUCGUCGUUUAGAAGAGCCAAGUCUUCGAUGUGUCGAAUUAGUUCACGAAGAGAUGCAACGCAUUAUUCAACAUUGUGGUACCGAAGUACAGCAAGAAAUGUUGCGUUUUCCAAAACUUCAUGAAAAAAUUGUGGAUGUUGUUACACAAUUAUUGCGACGACGUCUCCCUACGACUAACGAUAUGGUCGAAAAUAUUGUCGGCAUCGAAUUGGCUUAUAUUAAUACAAGACAUCCAGAUUUUCAUGAUGCCCAAUUGGUCAGUUCAUUAUUUAACAAACAGACGAAACAAAUAAACAAAGAAUAUGAACAACAACGGCAUCAACAACAACAACAACCAAAAAUGAUGAACAAUGAUAUGACAUUCAUCCAUAAUAUGCAACAACAUAAUGCUCAGAAUCAAACAUUUGUUAAGCCUGUUAGUGGAAGUGGAAGUCAGCCGAAUUUAUUUCGAUCAUUUGUGUCGAAUAAAGGCGAAACCUUAAAUAACAAUGUAAAUGAUAUUGAAAAUUCAUCACAAAGUUCUACUAAUGCUAACACACCAAUGGCAUCGCCUGUCAAAUCAGUGAAUCUACUUCCAGAAGUGUUUUUACAGCCCAGCACAACAAAUGUUCGAAAACUUACACCGAAAGAGGAACAUGACUGCCAAGUAAUUGAACGUCUGAUUCGCUCAUAUUUUUUGAUCAUUAGAAAAAACAUUCAAGAUUCUGUUCCAAAAGCCAUAAUGCAUUUUCUGGUCAACUUUGUUAAAGAUAACCUUCAAUCAGAAUUGGUUACACAUUUAUAUAAACAGGAAAAUUUUGAUAAUUUAUUGAAAGAAUCAGAUCAGAUUGCAAUUCGCCGUCAGGAAGCAAAUGAAAUGCUUAAGGCUUUACAACGAGCAAAUAUUAUAAUUGGAGAAAUUCGCGAGACACACAUUUGGUAGAU
Dermatophagoides pteronyssinus (European house dust mite) is the source of this 2290-nucleotide messenger RNA. It is a transcript of the gene Drp1, whose product is annotated as dynamin related protein 1. Gene Ontology annotation, cellular component: cytoplasm; mitochondrion; membrane. NCBI's taxonomy places the organism in Eukaryota, Metazoa, Arthropoda, Arachnida, Sarcoptiformes, Pyroglyphidae. The record is from RefSeq and is a predicted model, not a curated record. Gene Ontology annotation, molecular function: microtubule binding; GTPase activity; GTP binding. Gene Ontology annotation, biological process: endocytosis; peroxisome fission; mitochondrial fission.